AAUGGGAAGUAAAAUUCAAGAAAUUCUGGGUGUUUUGGUCUUUUCCACCUUUUCUGGACUUUGGGGGGUAGUUUAGGUAUUUCCAUUUCAGUUUGGGGUAGUUAAGUAAUGUUAUUCUUUCAGUCAAAUUCAUGGAUACUAGGUUGCGAGGAUGUGGUAUUUUAGUUAGCUUGUUCAACAAGUCUCAUUGGGCUUUGAUUGCAUUUCUUCGGAAUGCAUUACAUUUAAGAUAGUGGUUAUUAGCUGGUUGGUAAAUGUAAAUGCAUUGGAAUGGAGCUAUGGCUGCAAUUCUCUACAAAUUCUGAAUGGAAAGAUUUGGAAGGGUGCUUUUGGUGUCUAAAAUGGUUCUGUUGUGCUGGAACUAUUCUCCACACAACCCUAGUUGGGGCUUAAGAUUGGUUUUUACCGAAGAUUUUUGGCAUUUCCUUCCAAUUGCAACUGCUGAUAGCAUUUCCCUUGAUUUUGGUUCGUUCUCCGUUUUCCUUCUCCAUUUGGAGAGGAGAUUAGAGAGGGGCGAGGACGUGGGCAGCGGCUAAUAUUGAGCUUAUGGAAGAGCAGAAGUCACUAAAACUGGCUUUAGAUGAAAAUCUUGAGUUGAAAGCUCACAUGGAAGAUGUCUUGUUGACAAAAAAUUUCAUUGAGGAGUUUAUGGAGAAAGCUAGAAAUGGCACAAACUGUUGCUGAAGAAAAUGAAGCAAUUGCUACAGAAGCUCGACAGAUAGCUGAGGCAAGAAAGAACUAUGUUGAAGAGGAGGAGGAGGAGGUGAAGCUAUUAGAGAAGUCUGUGGAAGAGCUAGAAUAUACCGUAAAUGUAUUGGAAAACAAGGUGGAGAUUGUCAAAGGAGAGGCUGAAAGGCAACGGUUGCAGAGAGAGGAGCUAGAAGGGGACCUUACUGAAACAGUUCAUGUGCUGAUUGUUGAUAUUGUGCAAGGAUAUAAUUAGUUUUGAAAACGUUAAAU
Molecule: messenger RNA, 960 nt
Organism: Magnolia sinica
Lineage: Eukaryota; Viridiplantae; Streptophyta; Magnoliopsida; Magnoliales; Magnoliaceae
Product: kinesin-like protein KIN-12F
Exons: 4
Coding region: 665-943 (92 amino acids)
Source: RefSeq, a predicted model, not a curated record